This is a messenger RNA of Sphenostylis stenocarpa, 1662 nucleotides long. The record is from the annotation of a GenBank genome assembly. Lineage: Eukaryota; Viridiplantae; Streptophyta; Magnoliopsida; Fabales; Fabaceae.
AUGGACCCGAAGAAGAGCAAGACUCGAGGCAAGAAGCAGCAGCCCAAGCUCGAGCGCCGCAACGCCGCCAAGCACUUUGAAUACGACGCCGGACCGUCGUCGUCCUCCUCUUCCUCGACGUCGUUGUCGUCGGUCUACUCGCGCACCAUGGAGUUUUACGACCGCACGAGCUUCCGAAUCGAGGGUGUAGAGGGCGAGCUCGACCGGAUUUGCCGCAGCCUCGGCCUCUCCGGUCCGGAUGACUUUUCCAUUCCGGCCUCUGCGUGGGCGGCUAUGAAGCUCCAUUCCUCCUCUGACAGCCUGGCUGGACGGAGCCACGAGGGUAAGGCGUUCGACGAGGAGGCGAAGGAGGAGGAGGAAAUUGAAGCGGUGGACAGCGAGGAUCGGGCUAGGGUUUUGGACGAGUGUGUUGUUCCUGCUGAGGGUAGUGGUUGCUGUGCCUCCGGAAUUAAGGGUUUUCGGCCUCCGAUGUUGAAGCCACCUCCGGGGGUUAGGGUUUCGGUGGUGGAUGAAACGUGUUCCACGUGGGAUUUGUUGCAGGAUUUUGCGCCGAAAGGGGAGGAAGGGAAGGAGACUUACGUGGAGUCGAGUUUGUCUUCUGACGAUGAACAUGAGGACCGAGAAGAAAAGGAAGAGGAGGAUGAGGAAGAAGGGGAAGUUGGGGGAGUGAGGGUGGAAAGAGAAAAGGAGGAAAACGCGGCAAGGAUUGCGGAGAUUGUGGAUGAGUUUUCUGGGUUUUCUACUUCGAACGAAGAUGAUUCUUCUAGCACUACCACGGGCCCUAGUUCUAGUAACAUAUCUCCCAAUGGGAGAAUCAAGCGUGUUAUUACCGCGGGUAACUGGCAGAAGGGAGACCUUCUGGGGCGUGGUACGUUUGGCACUGUCUAUGAAGGGAUUUCUGAAGAUGGAUUCUUUUUUGCUGUAAAACAAGUUUCACUACUUGAUCAAGGGAAUCAGGCAAGACAAAGUGUAUAUCAACUGGAACAGGAAAUUGCACUUUUGAGUCAAUUUGAACACGAGAAUAUAGUUCAAUACUUUGGCACUGAAAUGGAUGAGUCAAAUUUGUAUAUCUUUAUUGAGUUUGUAACUAAAGGUUCCCUUAGAAACCUCUACCAGAGAUAUAAUCUUCGAGAUUCUCAAGUAUCUGCAUAUACAAGGCAGAUUUUGCAUGGUUUAAAGUAUCUCCAUGAUCGAAAUAUUGUUCACAGGGAUAUUAAAUGUGCAAAUAUAUUGGUGGAUGCAAAUGGAUCUGUUAAGCUUUCAGAUUUUGGAUUGGCAAAGGCAAUCAAAUUCAAUGAUGUCAAAUCAUGCAAGGGAACAGCAUUCUGGAUGGCCCCAGAGGUUGUAAAAGGGAAACAAAAAGGUUAUGGGCUUCCAGCUGAUAUAUGGAGUCUGGGAUGUACUGUGUUAGAGAUGUUAACGGGCCAAAUUCCGUACUCUCACUUAGAAUGUAUGCAGGCAUUGUUUAGAAUUGGAAGAGGUGAGCCCCCUCUUGUGCCAGAUGCCCUUUCAAAUGAUGCACGGGAUUUUAUCCGGCAGUGUCUUAAAGUUAAUCCAGACGAACGUCCCAGUGCUGCUAAACUCUUAAGUCAUACCUUUGUCCAGAGGCCACUACUUUCCCAGUCCUCUGGUUCUGCAUCUCCUUAUACUCGAAGGGGUUAA